Molecule: messenger RNA, 7884 nt
Organism: Sphaerodactylus townsendi
Lineage: Eukaryota; Metazoa; Chordata; Lepidosauria; Squamata; Sphaerodactylidae
Product: polycystic kidney disease and receptor for egg jelly-related protein-like
Exons: 1
Coding region: 1-7884 (2627 amino acids)
Biological process (GO): detection of mechanical stimulus
Cellular component (GO): membrane
Molecular function (GO): calcium channel activity; calcium ion binding; protein binding
Source: RefSeq, a predicted model, not a curated record
AUGCACCGUGUGUCGUGCACCCUCCUCCUCUUCUGGUACUGGCGCUGCUUCCAGUACCCAGAGGCUACGGCCCCUUGUUUACUGCCAUCACCAUUGCUGGUCAUCUGCUCAGACCCACAAACCCAUUUCAGACAGCAGCAAAACUCCACCGUUAGGACUUCAUGCCUAUGGGACGGAGACCCCAAGCUCUACUGCCUGAGAGUCUCGGGAUUUGUGUCAAGAAUUAGAAGGGGAUGCACAGAUUUUCCAUCUUCUGAUUGUAGCUGGUGCUGGAGAUCAGCCUGGAUGCGUAGUACGAUUCUCCGGCAGUGUCGGUGGCUGCUGGGCUUCUGCCUCAAAACACAUCCGCCUUGGGAUUCCAGCCGGAUCCCCAUACAGGGUGCAUCAAUUUCCUGCAGAGUGCCCACGUGCCUUCACCAUGACCUGAGCACUGAAGUGUUUGGCCAGGACAUCCAGCUUCUCCUGCUCCAGCCACUCACAUGUCCUGCCUCUAAGCAAAAACCAGUGCUGCUUGGCUGGUGUGCACGCCUCAACAGUUCAAGAUGGCCUUCCCACCACAGUGGUCAAGGAGGUGAACCUGUGGUCUUGCUCCUCCCUGCUAGCUAUCGUCCAGAUUCUCCACACCAUCAUAAUGGUAAAUUGUACAACACGUGCAUCUCCUACUUCAGCUACCACCCGAAAGUUCAUGAUACCCACCAAGGGCUACAUGUUGCUUCCCUCCACACUGAUCAUGGACCUCAAGACAGCCUUAGUCUGGACUUGCUGGUGGAACCCAUCCUGGUACACCUUUUUAGCAUCCAUUCCAAAUGGCUCGCUAUCACUCAUAGCACCAUCAAUCUCUUUUGGAGCCUCUUACGUGUAAGCCCCAGAAAAAUGGCCUAUAGGCUGUUAGACGUUGAGAGUGGAUUCUGGUCUACCUCCUACAGUCCAUAUGUUCUGAAGAACAAUUUCUCUGUUGGCCGUAUCCCACAGCAUUCCAGGAAGAAGGUUGUAGCCAGCAUAUAUUUUUGCACUGAAGAAGGGGAAACUGGGGAGCUGAGAGGGGAACUUGGGUACUCUAAUGCCACCUUAAGUCUAACAUCUAAGAGUGAGCCACCAUUUCAUUUCACUCUCAACACAAGCAAAAUCAAGAUGGGCACCUACCUUUUCAGUCCAGCACGGGGACUGUACUAUUCCACCCAAGAAGGAAAGACUCCUGAUGAUCCCUCCAGCAUGCACUACUUUUUCUACCAGCAGCAAACCCUCUCGUAUCUAUUCACCAUCGAGUUUCACCAAUGGCAAUGGUACAGGUUGAGCAUGCACACGUACCUUAACAGGAAGGGAAUCCCUUUACAAAAGUUUUUCCCAGAGAAAAAUAUAGAAGUUCAUGUUUUCAACAGCGGUCCUUCUUUUUUACAAAGUUUGAUCUAUAUUGUGUGGUUUGUUCCUAUACAACACCCACUAUUGCAGAAUGAGUGGACCUUUGAGUUGCAAUUGUUUGAUUCAAGAGGGGACUUCCUCCUACGAAACAAUACUUAUACGUAUAGGGAUCGCAUCAAAAAUGCGGCCCAUUUUAUUCCUCACUUUGUUUUACCUUUCAAUCCUGCCUUGUAUGCGGGUUUUGUAGCACCAGUGAACUGCACUAAAAGACUGAUAAGGGCUGUUUUAAAAACUACAAUCAACCCUUACGCUUCAAAGGAAAGCAACUUCACAGUUCCUUGCCUUCAAAACGAUUGUUUUAUUAAACAUGUUAAAAUACGUAAACCUGAUUCUUCUAACAGUGUCUUACAGUACAGUAAAGGGACCUCGUUUACUCUGUCUGCUGACAUACAGAUGAAUUGCCCAAGUUCUAAACACAGAGGCAAUAUUUGGAAAAUCUAUAAAGUCUCAGAUGUGAAGGCUACCCCUGACUGGUCAAAACCUUUUGAUCCACCUGGCCUUGGAAGGCAAGAUCUUGUUAUGUUAGAUGUUCCUGGUUCUACUUUCGAUGAUGGUUUGUAUCUCUUUAAUUUCACAGUUAAAUUAACCACAACAGGUACUUCAGAGACUGUGGAGGAUUCUGAUUCGGUGUUUGUCCAGGUUGGGUCAGGUAGUCUUGUGGCCAUCAUUGCUGGAGGCAAUUUUCGGACAGUUGGAUUUUCUGAUCAAUGGACUCUAGAUGGAUCUUAUUCCUAUGAUACCGAGGCAGCCCUUCCUUCUGAAAGGAUCACCUUUACUUGGUACUGCACCAAACAAAAAUCAGACUACGCAUCCAUGACGCUAAGUUUGAAGGGAAAAUGUCACCCAGAUCAAGUGAAUUUGAAAUGGACAACAUCAUCUAAUGAAGUCCAAACAGUGCAGCCGGAAACCCUUCAAGCAAAUAUUAUUUAUUAUUUUUGUCUCGCGGUUCAAAAAGGUGGCAGGAUAGCUCGGGCUGAACAAACAGUUCAUGUGCAGCCAAGCUCUGUUCCAAUUCUGAACAUCACAUGUAUUGAAAAUUGUGGUCCGUCAGUCACACCCAGAGAAAGGUUGUGUCUGUCUGGCAAGUGCAUGAACUGUGGGAAAUCAAUCAGACUGCUCUAUCAUUGGUCACUUCUCACGGCAAAUUUCACUGAAAUAAAUUUUGAUUGGGAUGCCAAGACUACAACUGGACGGUCUAGUCCAUACAUGUGUAUCAAAACUCUGAGUUUUCUAAAUAUGACAGAGGCAACAUACGUGCUUACUCUAAAAGCAAGCAUCUGGAGAUACCAGUCAUCUGUUUAUAACUAUUCAUUUUUUGUAAAUUCUCCUCCUCAGAUCGGCAAGUGCUUGCUUAAGCCUACCACAGGAAGUGUGUUUCUAACAAAAUUCAUUGUUCACUGUAGCGGGUUUAGAGAUAAACAUUUGCCUCUUACAUAUAAAGUCAAAGCAGCGUCCCACCCGUUAACAAUUACUAAAGUGUUUUCUAUAGAAAACAACACCCCGGGGACAAUUGUGUAUUCUGGUUAUCGGUCUAAAAUCCCACCAUCUUUUUUACCCAUUGGCAUCCCCUCUAAGCAAUAUACCUUGACAAUACACAUUGAGGCAUACGAUGCUCUUGGAGCAUUUUCUCAAGUAACCUUACAGGCAAAGGUACACGGUCCAUUCAUAGGUAAGCAAACAGAUUAUAUUCUAAAUGAAUUACAUGGUUUAUCCAGUGGGCCAAAAGCUCCAAUUUCAUAUUUUCUUGAAAGUGGGGAUUAUUUUAAUGCAGGAUAUUUUGUCUACAUGGUGGCUUCUGUUUUGAACAGUAUUGAAGCUUUGCAACAAUUUCACUCCUCUAAGACCGAGCUUCGGGAAAUCCUUCUUAACAAGUCUGCAGAAAUCCCUACAACUGGCAUACUGGAACUAACCCAAAUGGUUUCAGGAAUUUCUCAAAUAACGCAGGAAGCCGCAGAAGUAAACAGGAAGACACAACUCCUUGCCCUCAGAAAACUCAAAGAACUGAGUAAAGAACUGAAAAGGUACAGAGAUAAAAACUUGGGUUCUAGGGACAUAGAAGUUCUCAGCACUGGUAUUUUUGAAGGGCUGUCCAAUAUCCUGAAAGCAUCUCUGCUAGACUACAGAAAUGUCCAUAAAAAUGGGGUGACAGACACUCUCUCCAUCACUGAGAUAUUAGCAGAAAUAAUCUUACAAGGUAAAGUCCCUGGAGAAAAUGAAACUGUUAUGGAAACCAGUGACUGGACCAUUAGAUUCAGAAAAGACGCCAAGUGGAGUGUUCCUGGUACUUUCCCUCACAGAGGGGUCUGUAAGAAUUGCUUUUAUUCCAAAAUCAAUCAAGAGGGUCAUGACGAAUUGCCAGCAGAUGCUGAAGUCUCCACUGUUGUUUUUGCAUUUCAUAAAAACCCUUUCCCUUGGUUACCCUUUUCAAAAGAUAUCAGCACAACGGUGACUGGAUUCAAGAUGACGGGAACCAGAUCUGAUGGCAACAUAGUGGGGGUCAUACCUGACGUAGCUGAAAUGAUCAUGACCAGAAAAGAUGAGGGCCCUGCCAUCUUUGAGCUGAAUAUUGGACACAACAGAAAACUUCACAAAAAAACUGGAGGCUUUAGUUUUGAAGUACAUAGAAAUUCCAAAGAAGUUUUCAUCCAGAUUGUAACUGAACGGAAGCUUACUUUCCAGCUAUUUGUUUAUCUAGGCCUCAACAUCAACCAUCCUCCCAUCGCAUCUUUCAGUGGUUCCCAUAACAAACAUACAGCAACAACAGGAAAGAAGUCUAAGGGCCAUGGCUGUGCAGCCCAAGAUUCUUCUAUAUUUUGCCUUUCCCGGUCUUUGCUGAAAUCCAUGUUCCAAGGUAACAGUGCUGAAAAAUGGAACAUGUCUAUUAUUUUACAAUCAGAUCCUUUCUUGUGGGACCCAAGAGUUCAGGUCGUUGGUGUCAGACUUUUUACCGCUGACUGCUUAUACCUAGAUGGAAUCCAGAGUCAAUGGAAAGAAGGUGUCUGCGACCUUGGCCCUCAGACGAGCUGGGAGAAAUUACAUUGCAUCUGCAAAGCCAAACAACGUACUCCAAGAACAGCAAGUCCUCGACCGAGAAGAACUUCCAAAAAUGACAUGAAAUUUUUGGCGGGCAAAGUCAGCGUCCACCCUGAUUUGAAGGAGGUCCCGUUGGUACGCGUCAACAACAACCCAGUGACAACUGUGACGGUCCUUUUCAUUUUUGUCGUAUACAUUUGCUUGGCUGUUUGGACCAUGAGGAAAGACAGGGCUGAUGUAAAAAGCGUAGACCAUAUCAUAGUCUUAUCAGACAAUGACCCCUAUGACCAAGUAUGUUACUUUGUCACAAUAUACACAGGAAGCCGCUUUGGAGCAGGAACCACAGCCGAUGUUUUCAUCCAACUGAUAGGCCACAGAGAUGCCAGCGACAUACAUUGUUUGAGACACCCCGAAUACCCAGUUCUUGUCCGUGGAGCAGUCAACACUUUUCUCCUGACUAGCAAGAACGACCUUGGAGAUAUUUAUUCCUUCCGUGCGUGGCACAAUCAUGGAGGUUCAUCUCCUAACUGGUUCUUGAGUAGAGUCAAAGUGCAAAACGUAUUCACCAAACAAUCUUGGAAGUUCAUAUGCCGAAAAUGGUUUGCGCUCAAUAAGGAUGAUGGUCUAAUAGAAAGGUCGUUUGUUGCCACUCACCCCACCACACCUUUAAGCAAAAUGGAUUUCUUCUGGAUAAAUCUUGCCUGUGAGUUAGCAGAGACCCACCUAUGGCUUUCUGUUUUCGCUCACAUCAGCACCAGUUCUUUGAAAAGGCUCCACAGGUUGUCUUCUUGCUUGGCGAUGCUGUUGUGCACCCUACUUUUCAAUAUCAUCUUCUUCAGUGCUAACAAGGAUGAGCUAGUGGCUUCUCAACAGCCGUUGUAUUUGAGGUCUCUACUGACUGGAAUUCAUAGCGCUUUCAUUUUCUUCCCUCUACAGAUAUUGAUAACCGUCUUGUUCAAGUAUUCUCAGCAGAAGCCUUUGCAACAGGGCCCGUUUAACACUCAGCAUCAAGGACGUUCUGCUUUCAUGUCUAGAAAUCUUAGGAACUGGAAGGAGCGUCUGCAGAAAUGGUACCUUGCUGAAACCGCUUCAAAAGGUUUAGGCGAUAGUUUCCACAAGAGCCUUUCUAGAACUCCAGAUUCAUACGGUUUGGAACAGUUGAAAAGAAAAAGCUGGGGGCAGGCAGCAAAGAAACAGAGUAACUGUACUGUUUCUGAGGGGGAUGCAAAUAUAAUUGCAACGGAAGAGGACAUGGUUCAUGAUGCCCAAGCCCCCAACAAUUUUAAUAACAGACAUGAGAAGAAAGACCCAUUUCCUCAGGUAACACCACUAAAUAGUCCCAUUGUGCUCUCUAAUAAAAACCCACAAAUAAUAAUCCCCUGGUGGUAUGCAUAUGUCUUGUGGACGCUGGUCUUGGUCACUUCGACGGUGUCAUCGUUUUUUAUCAUAUUUUACGGCCUGUCGUAUGACUAUGAAACAUCUUUUGAGUGGCUUAUAGCCUCGAGCGUUUCAUUUUGCGAGAGCGUGUUUUUGCUUCAAACCUUGAACGUUGCUUUCUUUUCAGCCUUGAGGACACUCUAUCCAAAGUAUUGUGAUAAUAUCCCAUGGUCAAAACGAGAAACCUACUUAGAGAUUAAACUGGACAAUAAAACUAUGGAUGCCGAUGAGAUGCGCGAGUUACAUUAUGAGCUGGUCCGUCUUCGAGGCACCAAACAAUACCAGCCCUUGGAAGAGGACGAAGUUGCACUUUUAAAGAAAAAGCAGAAGGUUGAACAACAGGCUUUUGUGUUCAUAAAGGGUAUCAUAUGUCACUUUGUCUUUUUAAUUCUUAUUUUAAGUAUCGCCUACUCAAUGGAAAACACUGCUAGUUUUUACUACAAUCAAGACAUUCAUAACAAAUUCUCUCAGGGGCUCUCAGAUAUAAGCAAGCCAGAGCACAUUUACAGUUGGCUGAAGAAUGUAUUUCUACACUUGAUCCACAACAAGAACUACCCAUCUUAUCUUUCAAAGUCCUGGUCCAAAAUCCUGGGGUUGCCCAGAAUGCGACAAAUAAGAGCAACGAAUACGUCAAAGGAUUGCUUUCAUCCACGCAGUUUGGUAAAUUUGUUUGUGAUUAGUAACAGUCAUUGUCUUCACCAUUAUGGACAUGACCCAGAAGAUCAACGAGAUUACCAUGGGUCAUGGACAAAUUCUGCCAAUGAAUCCAUUUUCAACCCUUUCAGCAAUUUUUCAGGCUACACAUACUAUUCAGUCCCUGAACAAUGGAAAUAUACUUCAUAUGGAACACUACAUGCUUAUGGAGCAGGAGGAUAUACUUUUCAUUUCCACCCAGAAGAACAACAGUCCAAUUCAUCAAGAAGAGUUGCUUUUUUGAAACAGAGAGGCUGGUUGGAUGAAAAUACAUGGGCAUUAAUAGUUGAGCUGACAGCUUUUAAUCCAGAUGCAGAUUUAUUUUGCAGCAUCUCGGUUGUUUUUGAGAUGUCUGACUUAGGCCCUGUUAACACAAGCUUGUCAAUCCAUUCAUACAAACUCCCACUUUUCAAGCAGCUAAGUAAGACACAAAAAUUCGUGUUUGUCACUGUUGCCUAUAUACUCAUAUUUUAUAUCGCCGACGAAAUUUGCGUGGUGCAACAACAGCGACUAAGAUACGUCCGAAAUGUUUCUAACUUAAUUAACUUUGGGAUAAAGACAGUUUGUCUCUUUUAUCUUUUGAACCAUUCCUUCAAGUUCAAGUUGGCUUCCAGCUUAAUACAGCUUUAUUUACUUCAUCCAAAAGAAUUCAUUCCAUUCCAUAAAGUUUCUCACAUCGAUCAGACAAUAAGGGUCGCUUUAGGUUUUUUGAUCUUUCUUAUCAUUUUGAAAACGCUGCGAUAUUCUCGGUUCUUUUAUGAUGUGCGAUUGGCUCAACGCUCUAUCUUAGCAGCCCUCCCUGGAAUUUGCUCCAUGGCUCUUGUGGUGGCAGUAUAUUUCUUUGUCUACAUGGCAUUUGGCUACCUGGUAUUUGGCCAGUAUGAAUGGAACUACAAUACUAUGAUUCAUUCCGCUCAAACAGUAUUCUCUUACUGUGUUUCAGCUUUUAAAGACACUGCCUUUACAUCCAAUAGGAUACUAGGAAGCCUCUAUUUGUCUUCAUUUAUGAUGGUCAUGAUUUGUGUGUUGAUCAAUUUAUUUCAAGCUGUGAUUAUGUCUUCCUAUGAAGACAUGAAACAACCCGUCUAUGAAGAGCCUUCUGAAGAAGCAGAAGUGGUCAAGUUUCUGUGUCACAAGAUCCGCAAGAUAUGGUUUUUGAUAAGGUGUAAAACGCCACCUGAACAUGAUGCCGAGCUUUUCAUUCGAUUUCUGUAUGGGCAUUCAGAAAGGAGAAACUCGCGUCACCUAGGACUCAAAGCCAGGAAAAUAAAUGGCCGGAAAAUGGUUUAUCUUGUUGUUUGA